GGGUCCGCUGGAGCCAGGAGGAAACACACGGCGCCGCAGCGAGCAGGAAGUCGGAGUGGGAGAGCAGCAGAAAGACGAGAGGGUGGAAAGAGGAAGCAGCAGCAGAAGAGAAAGCAAAAGCUCCCCGUGCCGCCCGCUGCCCGCCCUGGACUCAGCAUCUCCGGCUCCUGCCCGGGCGGGAAAGCUGCGCCGCCGCUGCCGCUGCCAUGGCCCGGGAGAACGGGGAGGGCAGCGCCUCCUGGAAGAAGCAAGCCGAGGACAUCAAGAAGAUCUUCGAGUUCAAGGAGACCCUGGGAACGGGUGCAUUUUCUGAAGUAGUUUUGGCUGAAGAGAGGGCUAGUGGAAAACUAUUUGCAGUCAAGUGCAUCCCCAAGAAAGCACUGAAGGGGAAGGAAAGCAGCAUAGAGAAUGAAAUUGCAGUCCUGAGAAAAAUAAAACAUGAAAAUAUAGUUGCACUGGAAGACAUAUAUGAGAGUCCAAACCACUUGUACCUGGUCAUGCAACUAGUGUCUGGAGGCGAGCUUUUCGACCGCAUAGUAGAGAAAGGAUUUUACACCGAGAAGGAUGCAAGCACUCUGAUACGGCAGGUCCUAGAUGCUGUCUACUACCUGCACAGAAUGGGCAUUGUGCAUCGAGAUCUCAAGCCUGAGAAUCUGCUGUACUACAGCCAGGAUGAAGAAUCCAAAAUCAUGAUCAGUGACUUCGGAUUGUCAAAGAUGGAGGAUAAAGGAGACGUCAUGUCCACAGCGUGUGGAACCCCAGGAUAUGUUGCUCCUGAAGUGCUGGCCCAGAAACCCUACAGCAAAGCGGUGGAUUGUUGGUCUAUUGGGGUAAUUGCAUACAUUUUGCUCUGUGGAUAUCCUCCAUUUUAUGAUGAAAAUGACUCCAAGCUCUUUGAGCAGAUUCUUAAGGCGGAAUAUGAAUUUGACUCUCCAUAUUGGGAUGACAUCUCGGACUCUGCUAAAGAUUUUAUUCGGAACUUGAUGGAGAAAGACCCUAACAAAAGAUAUACCUGUGAGCAAGCAGCCCGGCACCCAUGGAUCGCAGGGGACACCGCCCUCAGCAAAAAUAUCCAUGAGUCUGUCAGUGCUCAGAUCCGAAAGAACUUUGCAAAAAGCAAAUGGAGACAAGCAUUUAAUGCCACAGCAGUUGUGAGACAUAUGAGAAAGUUACAUCUUGGCAGCAGUUUGGACAGUUCAAAUGCAAGCGUGGCAAGCACCCUCAGCCUGGCCAAUCCACUUCCCGAUGGAACAACCAGGAAAGAUUGUAUGUCCCCAUCUGCUCUCUGUAGUUUUGCUUCAUCUGCUUCUUCGGGUAUUUCUGCAGUAGGAGGAGAACGGAGACCCAGGCCAACCACAGUAACAACAGUGCACACGGGGAGCAAGUGAUCAGCAGAGGGGGAUAGAGACGGGAAAGCCAUCAUGUCGAGCGUACCUACUCCGAGUGAUUUCAUCCUGCAUUGUGCACUCGGCGAAGGACUAGAAGAGAGAAGAUUUUUUUAUGGCCAUAUUUUAUACUGCAAUUCUGAAAUGUUUCAUUUAGCACAAACUGCAAUGACUCCAGGGGGAACGGAUUUAACAGUCUCUGGUGCUGUAUAUAUGAGUCUAGCAAUGUUCUAACUAACAGACGCGCAUUCUUUUUCCCGGUGAUUUACUCUCUUCUCAGUGUAGGUAACAGUAUAUGUUGUAUUUUUUUCCAUUAACUAAAAAGGUCUCGGCUGGAUUAUUUAAAUAGAGAUAAUUUUUGAGAAAUAGACUUUUUUUUUUCUUUUAGCAAGUACUUCCAGUUGCAUCCCUCCUUCCAGUUUGCUGAGGGAUAGGUUACUUCUGUCGGUAGAGAUUUGCAUUGACCUUCCAAAACAGGAGGGUUUCAAAAGCAUGCAUGCCGUUUUUAAUUCCUAAAAUUGGACUGUACACCUGUCUGGAUCUAGCAGUGCCAUUACACUAAAACAAUCUGCUUUCCCUCUCUUCCUCCUUCUUGGAAACAAUGGUGAGAGUUGGUUGAAAACAAUCCAUCAGGACGUGCUGUGAACCUGCAACAUUCAUUGACUUUGAUGGGAGUAGCCCGUAGUUCAGCAAGCAUGUGGAAAAUGAUAUAAUGCUUCAUCCUGCAGCUCUUAUUCCUUGGUUAAACCCUUUGUGGUCCAUCAGUGAGGCCACAUAACUAGGAGUCAGGAGAGCCUGGGUUCUAUUCCCAUGUCUGCCCCUACCUUGCUGCUUGAGCUUUGGGCAAGUCACUGCCCAAGGUCAAAAACUUCAAAUGUGGCCUCUGAUUUUGAGUACCUCCAGUUUGGGGCCUGCUAAUUGAGAGCUGGUGAGCACUGCAACCCACUGACCUCAGCUGAAGUUAUUGGUGGCUCAGAGCUAGGCCCCAAGUGCCCCAAGCUGGGCACCAAAAAUCAGAAAGCAUUAUUGAAAGUUUUGGCCUUUUUUAAAAAAAAUGCCGUGCCUCAGUUUCCCCAUCUGUAAAGUGGUGAUAAUGCUACACACUGCAAUGUGGACGCAGCCUGCCUUUCAUUGUGGUGUAUAAGCUACCUGUGCCCUAUACGCCACCGCAAGCAUAGAAAAGGCAAAAAACGGGCACUGUCACUGCUUUAUCAUAAAUGUUUUAAAUAUCCUGGAACAGAAGAGAAGGCAGUGUUCAGAGAUCACCGCACUUACAAACCUUGUGAGACGUGACCAGAUCUCUACAAGUCAUUCCCAGCUUUGAUUUUUCUGCUAGGAGGAGAAAAGGUAGAAGGGGAGUUGAUGAAACUGAGGCACAUUUAAGCUAUUACUAGCUCCCUACACCCCAAAUACAGCCAUCUCCACAGAGAGGCAGGAAUCAUUUUUCCUUAAACGAUUCUGUUGCCACAUCCACGUCAGUUAUUGUCUGUAAAGAAUUAGAUGAACCAGUCACAGACACAUCUGAAUGUAUACGGCCGUAGUGAACAUGCUACGAAAAGCCAUGACAUUUACUUUUCAUUGAGAUGUCAAAGAUGUAAGGUGAAAUCCUGCCCCUAUUGAAGUCAGUGGGAGUUUGGCCAUUAGCUUCAGAGGAGUCAGGAUUUCAAGAAAACCAGGUGGUACAUAGUGCUAGCUCUUUACAAAGAUGUCAUUGCACUAGCCGCUCAUAAAGAUAUUACAUAUAAUAGAUCUCGGUUGAGUCAGUAUUAAUCUGUGCACCAUUUUCAGUCUGGAGAUUUAGAGUAUGAUUUAACCAGUUUCCCCCAGAGGUUCCCAACAACCCCAUAUCAUAUUGUGCCUAGCACAGACAUUCAAACUAUAAUGAUUUAAUGUGAACUCCAUAAAACACUCGUGUGCAUCUGACUUUCCACUGUGGAUAUCUGACACUCCACUAUAUCACCUUGUAAAACCUCAGAGAUGCAGCCAGUCUCUGACAUAAUGGGCCAGAUCCCCAGCCAAUGUCAAGUGGCGUCAUUCCAUUGAAGUCAGUCGAACUACUCCGAUUUUCACCAGCCGAGGAUCUGAACCAACACGUGACAGUGACAUACCAGAGCACUGAUAUGCAUGCUCGGUUUUUAAUAGAGGAAUUGCUCUUCAAAGAGGUUAUUUGGCUCCAUUCUCAAAGCAAAAUCAAAAAGCCACAGCCAUUAAUUUCUAAGAAACACGUUCAAAUGCCUGAUACUGGUCUCAUUGAAGUCAGCGGUAAAAUUCCCGUUGGCUUCAGUGAUGCAGAAUUCUGCCCCAGAUUUGGUAGACAGGAACAGCAGUCAAUGCUGGGGGACCUUGUUGAGCUGAGCCCCUCUUAUCCAAAAUCCUACAUUAUCUAAAACUGGAGUGUGCCCCCUGACAUACAGUGUUUUUCAUUUAGGGCCUUAUUCAUAUUCAUACUAAGGUCUCUUGCCAUCUCUCUGGCAGUGUAAAUGGGGCUUAAAGUGGCUGUUAAUGCAAUUUAUGCCACUAUAAGACCUAUUUAUGCUGCCGGACUGGUGUAAAGGGACCUUCAUUUAAGUCAUAAUAAGGCCCUAAAAGCCUUAACUUAUCUCAGAACUUCAUCUUCCAAAUAAAUUCAGUUGGCCCAAUAAAUUCUGAUCUCAGUUGCACCCGUGUAAAUAUGAAGUAACUUGAUUUUGAGUCAGUGGAUUUACACCACAUUCACACUGGUUUAACCCAGAAUUUGGCCGAUGGUGCUUUCCUGUAUAUGCUGCUGCAUAUAAAGUGAAGCUCAAGCAGCCCCUAUACCUAUCUAUCUCAUAGAACUGGAAGGGACCCUGAAAGGUCAUUGAGUCCAGCCCCCUGCCUUCACUAGCUGGACCAAGUACUGAUUUUGCCCCAGAUCCCUAAGUGGCCCCCUCAAGGAUUGAACUCACAACCCUGGGUUUAGCAGGCUAAUGCUCAAACCACUGAGCUAUCCCUCCCCCCCAUCUAUCGCUGUUUGCAUUCUCUUCUAACAUCAGACUGAAGUUUCUGAUUUUGAUUUAAUUGCUUAUAACAAUAAUCAGAAUAUGGCCCAGUUCAAAUCUGUCUUGCAAAAAUAAAUGUUUUCCUUCGGCAAAAUAAAGAGGAGUGCCAUACAGAAAGGCAAGUCCAUUGCAAGAGCGCACUCCCUCAAUUGAUGUUUGGUUAAUUUUCUGCCACCGUCCAGUAUGUCUACAAUACCUCCCUGCUGGAUGUGAAUAGUGUCACAUUUAGCUGUGGCUUUACAAUAGUUUCCAUUUCAUUCUAGACUGGAAAUUAGAUUUGUCUUAAUGUUGCUGGUAUUCCACAAGAAUUGGAUCAUUUUAUUAUCGCUCUAUGUGGAUUAGUACCUUAAGAAAAGGAUCAGAAGAAGUUAAAAGUAAAACGUUUCUUUCUGCCAGAAGUCGAGGAGAUGGAAAGCUUUUGUUUCUCAAGAACUGUGGCUGGGGAUCUGACAGGUAUUUGUGGGAAGGGGAGAGCGGAGAUUUUUACUGUCAUUGAUUCACUACGGAUCUAUCCCUCUUCAGAGCCAAAUCUUUUCAACUUACACCCCCACACGUCUAGUGACAGGUGUAACUCGGCAGACUACACCCCAGCCUGGCCUGCCAGUUGAGUUCUAAACCAGUGUUAUGAAUGAGUGUAAAAAUGAACAGUAUGUAACCAGUGCAGGUGGGUGUGAGGUAUCAUAAGAAAGCACAGCUGGUUAUUUUCCAAGGGGCCAUCUCAUCAAACCAUUAGUGGUUCACUCAUUGCAUGUGGUCUCCAUCUCGGAGACUUGCCCCUGAGUUAUGCUCCUCUUAGCUUUAUUUGUUUAAAUCGCACCACUGUGAUUUGUUAACUUUUUUUUUCCUGGACUCCCUCCUUCUGGUCUUUGCUUGCAGCCUCGAUUGUUCAAUUGUUACCUCCAGAGUCACAGUUCUCAUCUGUGACACCAACACCAAUGUUCUUGUCAGGAAAACAUAAAACUAACCCAGCUAACACCAGUCGCCUGCAGGAGACUGGCGACUGUAGGUUGCCUGGGAACUUCCUGAGAUUGAAUGUCAGUUCUGCAGUGUCAGUGCCACACACCACUGAUUUUGCGGUUGACUUUUUAUUCCUAAAGCAGCCUAGAUUUCCCACUGGAUCACCUCCUGAAAGACAAACUGGAUAUUGACCCUGCAGCGCAGCUAGUGAGGAGGCAGGUGAAUGGGAAAAGACUGUCUGUGGCAAAAUGAAACUCACCCGCCCCGAUUAUGCUUUAGUUAUUUCUGGGCAGGUAAUGUCUCUUCUGCAUUGGUCACUAUCAUGCAGGUGCCAUCAAACUAGUCGGUUCAGAAAAGCUUUAUUAGUUCACCUUCUUCUAGAUUGUCUGUUAGUAUAGUGGACUGAAAUUUAAAAAAAAAACAAUAGUAGACACUGAUUCGCUGCUGCUAAGGAUUAAAUGAUCAUGUAAUGUGUAUUCCGUGGGGAAAAUUAUUUUUAGGUGGUUCUGAAAACAGAAAUUAAAUGGGGACUUUUAACAUUGAAGUCAGCUUGAAAAAAGAGGAGGUAUAUCCUCUGAUCCAUGUAUUUCCUGGGUUUGCUUUGCUAUUGUUGACAACAGUUGUAUCUAUAACAAGUUUCUCUCCUUCACAGCCCUGGUUUAUUUUCCCCCUUUUCUGCCUGAUCCUUCAGUGACAGCAGAAUCCCAUGUUUAUGACAUCGCAGUCAGUUGCCCUGGUGGUCAUUGUAAUGUCACAAAUGAAGCAUUAGGAGACAAAUCUGGACAUCACCAUGAGAAGGGGCCAUACAAGUACCUCGAUAGAAAAAAUCAUGGCACUCGAGUGGCUCGGGCUUGUCCUGGGAAUCUCCGCACUGGGGUGAAACUCAUGGAGAAAGGCGUUUUACCCUUGCAAAUUGACAGCGUGGCAUUGGAUCAGUUUAAUCAUUGCCAUGCCACCCACACACCAUGUGACUGGUAUAGUCUUCCUCCAUAGAAGAGAGUUGUAGAUGUGUUUUCAUGGUUACAGACCAAUGGCUUAGCCUGACUUCUCCCCUAACUCAUCCCUGCCUACCAAAGCCUUUGCAAACUAUGGUGCAGGGUUGUGUGAUGCACAAGGGGUAUGGUAUACUGCAGCAUCACACCCUUCCCACUGAAUCAGGGCCUUCCAGGCCUGCAGGGAGGGCGUUGGGGGUGUGUAUCCUGCACUGCAGGAUGAAGCAGGAAGAGCAGAUGAGCCAGGAGGAAACAAGCCCCGGUUCGAGCCCAAAUAGCUUUAGUCAUUAGCAAGCAGUGAGAACAUUCUGAACAAAAGUGAAUGGGGAAGUGGAUCUGUAUUUGUCAGAUUCAGUGAAACCUGUGCUAACAUUUCCACCCCCAUUAACCAACAACUUCUGUCUUGAGCAGAGCUGGGCAAAUACUGCAAAACCUUGGGCUGAAUUUACAAACAGAAUUUAGACUUCUGUGUUUGUUCUCUGCAGAUAUUCCGGGAACCAAUUUACUGGCUAGAGUGUUUGCAGAGAGAGACCAUGGAACCCCAGUUCAGCGAGGUACAGAAACACAUGUCUACCUUUGCUUCCCGUUUGACUUUAAUGGGAUUCAUCACAUGCUUAAAGUUAGGCAUAUGCAUAAGUACCUUCUGAAUUAGGGCUCCAAAGUGUUGUUUCUGCAGAUACAUCAGUUCAAUGGCACUAUUCAUGUUCUUCAAGUUGCGCACAUGCUUAAGUACCUUGCUGAAUUGGGCCUAAAUAAAUACCAGAGAAUAUUCAUGGGAAGGGAAUUUUGCUUUCAUUAUCAUGACCAUUUGAACCAGAAAUCUGAUUCUAAGAAUUAUGCUCAUCCACUCAAAGGACAGAAACCUAUCAUGUGGACUUGUGCGUCUAAUCAAAACAGUAUCAAAAUCAAAUGCAACAGAAUGCUCACUAAUGCAAAGUAUUAUCCAGCCAGUAAUUUCAAGUAACAGAUAUAUGAGGGGAUUGCAAUCUGCUCAUAGACAUUUGGUGAACAAAAAUUCAUUUGGUAAAUUAUUCAAUAGAAGAUUAUUCACCCAGCAGCAGUUUUAUGUGAUCCCUGUAAAUUAUCCCAAAUUUCCAGUACAGUUGUAUCUUACCCUUAGAUUCAUGUCUACUAGACAAUUUCUUUAUUGUGUGUGCAAUAUUCCCUUGGUGUGAUUACUUAUUUUAUACAGAUUUCACAGAUAUUUAAAAGUUUGUCCUAAGACAUAAAUUCCUUUUCUGGCUUCAUUUAGGAUUGUAUCCAUAUAAAUUACAUUUGUAAUUAAGCAUACGAGUGUCUUAAUCUCAGAUGUUAUUUUUCAGGACUCCACCUAACAAAACAGCUGAUCAGUGCAUUGAUCUUUGGUUUCUAUUAGCAUGGUCAGAUUCACAGUGCCUACAUUUUUCCACGAUAGAGAGGGAAAACAGGGCGUGUGUGUGAGUGUCGUGAAAAUCACUGCUAAACUCACAAUGACAUGAAAAUGUCCAAUUAAUGCACGAUAUUGCACUGCAUGUAUUAAAUUGUACUAUUUCUACAUUUCCCAAGCCUUUGCUGUAAACACAUCCUGGACCCAGUCCCCUGGGGUUUCUUUUAAGUUUGGUUUUGAAAUGACUAUAUGUAUCUGUAACUCGAAAUCCAUCGUUACCUAGCGCUAACUGCAAAAGCUGACGUUUUGUGAACAAAACACUGCAAAGCCUGAGAAUGUAUUUUGUCCUUUUACUAAAUGCUGUGCAGUUUUUAAGGGAAGAUCUCUGUCUAGAGCGGCUUCAUUCUAUGCAUCCGUCAGUUACACCUGUCUUGGUUCAGGGAAAUCAAAACUGUUUUUUGUUUUGUUUUCACGUAUGCUUAAAAACAAUUAUCUACCAUUAAAAUCCCUUGUACUGGAUUUACUGCACAGCGAGGGCUGCCAAGCAAACAUGUUAGUUAUAUCUAUGUCUCUGCGCUUGAAGAUAACAGCAAAACUUAGACUGGAAUGUAGGCUAAGUCAAUUUAUAUUUUCCGCCUUUUCCUGAGAAGCUCUUGGAAUUUGGCUUUUGCAGAUCUGUUGCAGAAUAUUCUGUUGCUGUGGACCAAGCCAGCUGCUGAAUAUCUUAGUCAUGUUGUUCCUAAAGCAUCAAGUGUCAGAACUCAUUUUUUUCAGUUGCAUUUAACCCAUUGUGCUCCAGGCAUUCAAGUCUGUAUUUAUCAACAAAAGACUUCAACCCUAUUUUCUGUACUACCUGGAAAUGAUUCUCGUCUUCUCUUCUGCUGAUCGGUCUCUGCGAAUCAUUUUGACUCGUGAUUUCUUUUUCUGAGGCUGGACAAGAGAGAGGAGGUCACACAGAGCUCUCAGUAUCAAUGCUGGAACCCCACUCAACUAAUCAGCUGAGAGGGCAAUUUGCCUGAUUGCUCAGUGUUUGCUGUUUAUAUUACAGAAGAGUCGGACAUUACUGAAAGCUCAAAAUCCACAAAGGGAUCCAGCUGAGAGCUAGGAAAUUGCUUGCCAGUAGGAAGAUGGGUUCAGUCAUUCCUUCACAAUCAAUUUCCCUGGAAGCAGCAUGCUUGGCAGGGGAAUUUCAGCAAAAGUAAGGCCAAGGUGAUGUAGGGAGUGAAUUUAAAACCUUCUAGCUAGUUUGAGAGCUAGUUUCUCCUACCCUUGCAGCCCUGCACAGUGGCUGACUAGAAUCUCACCGGAAAGCAUAAUACCUCCCUCCUCCAUGCUUUUGGGGUUAGCAUCACAAGAAUGAAGCAAGAGUUGCUCUUCCCGCUGGCUGACAGGAUACAGGGAGGGGUGAUGGGGAAUGGUUCUGCUAUGGCCCUGCCGUCCGCAUCAGCCCACAAAGCAGUGGGCAGCCCUUCUGCAAAGUCUCAAUUCAGCAAAGAACUCCAAGCACAUCAGUCUCAUUGGAGUCAACAGAAUUUGUGUGCCCUAAAGGUAAGCAUGUGCUUACGUGCUUUGUGGAAUCAGGGCCCACGGGAGACAGAGGUGCUGCUAUGCUGUGCACACAGAGGAAGUCCUCAAUCAGAAUCCCUCCUGCAUCACCCUCUACACCCACCAAGCAUAGCCUGGGGUCGCAAGGGCUGAAUCUUGCCCUAGGUGAGAAAGCCAGGUCAGUAUUUACCACCUCUUUAUUCAUGCCCAGCUUCUGCAGCCCUGACAUCCCACAGACUUGAGUAGAACAUCGGACCAGUUAAUCAGCUCAGAGUGAGUUACUAGGUGAUUCAUGUUUCUGCUCAUCCGGGCCAGUGACGUUUCUCUCUGAGUCUUUGCUUCUGGGUGGGAAGCAGCAUUUCUGCAUUUUAUUUAUUUUUAACAUUUGGCUUGGGACAAAAAAAGCCCAGCCUGCCCAAAGGGACAUUUGGGGAGGAUUCCCGAAAUAGCACUCGACUGCAAAACAUCUCUUGGUUUAUUUUUACAAAGAUGCGAGCAUGUUUUAUUAACAAAAAGAGAAAAAAAAGCUUACAAUUUUAAUCCAGGAAUGUCAGUGUGCCUAAUAUUACAGGCCUUGUGAUUGAUACAAUUUCAUAACAACAUCCUUGUCCAAAUGAAGGGAAAUAGUGUAUUUACUCCAUGCAUGUACUAAGGCAUUGCAAAAAGUUUAACCUGCGUAAUGGGUUUGCGAACCUGCAAAUUGUUAAUGGGGCUAUGUCGCAAAUGAUUCUCUGCCUUGACAAUCAUGUAUACAUAUCGAGAUUUCUAUCAUAAUGAUAAGUGAAAGGGAUGAUUAAUUGUUUUCCUCCAAUAAAUCCAAUUAAAUCAC
This is a messenger RNA of Malaclemys terrapin pileata, 10094 nucleotides long. It is a transcript of the gene CAMK1D, whose product is annotated as calcium/calmodulin dependent protein kinase ID. The coding region runs from base 207 to 1388 and encodes 393 amino acids. The transcript is spliced from 11 exons. The record is from RefSeq and is a predicted model, not a curated record. Gene Ontology annotation, cellular component: intracellular anatomical structure. Gene Ontology annotation, molecular function: calcium/calmodulin-dependent protein kinase activity; calmodulin binding; ATP binding. Gene Ontology annotation, biological process: peptidyl-serine phosphorylation. Lineage: Eukaryota; Metazoa; Chordata; Testudines; Emydidae.